AUAACAAUAUAGUUUCAGUUAUAGUAGAUUUUAAUAAUUCAAAUUCUGCAUUUAGUAAUAACUUGGAUUUGGAAGAAAAGAUCGAAUUUGCUGAUGAACCAGAAAUAUUGGAUGUUAAAACUAAGAUAAAGAUAAAUCAAAUUAAAAUUAACACUUUACAAAACUAUUAUUCAACUCAUGAACCUUUUCUUGCAACAAUUCUCAAUUCCAGAAAUAAAAAAAUAGAGUUUGCUACAGACAGUCAAAAGAUCAAAGCUAAAACUUAUUUGAUAGCUAAAUAUGAACUUUUUAAAGAAUCAGCAUCAACAUUAUAUGAUAUAACACAAAUAAAAGAUAAUAAGAAAGAAAAUGCAUUAUUAGCUGCCAUAUACAUAUCCUCUAUUCAGAAUCUUGAAAUUAAUAAAGAAAUUCAACAAAAUAGCAUGCAAUAUUUGUGCAUUCCAGCUACUUCUACAUCCAACAAGCACCUUUUUAGUAAAGCAGAAAAUCUUAUAACUACAAAACAUAAUUAUUUAAACUCUGAUUUAUUUAAGCAAAU
Cetraspora pellucida is the source of this 538-nucleotide messenger RNA. The record is from the annotation of a GenBank genome assembly. NCBI's taxonomy places the organism in Eukaryota, Fungi, Glomeromycota, Glomeromycetes, Diversisporales, Gigasporaceae.